Microplitis mediator is the source of this 3400-nucleotide messenger RNA. RefSeq names its product poly [ADP-ribose] polymerase-like. NCBI's taxonomy places the organism in Eukaryota, Metazoa, Arthropoda, Insecta, Hymenoptera, Braconidae. The record is from RefSeq and is a predicted model, not a curated record. The transcript is spliced from 4 exons. The coding region runs from base 245 to 2998 and encodes 917 amino acids. Gene Ontology annotation, molecular function: NAD+ poly-ADP-ribosyltransferase activity; zinc ion binding; DNA binding.
AUAUAGUUACUCUAAGUAUAAUUACACUUGGGCUUCAUGCUCACGUUUUAUUUAUUUUAUUUUAUUUUAUUUUGUGACUAAAUUAUUCAAAAAUGCGGCUCGAGUUUUUGAGUUUUUAAUUUAAAGUUGAAUUUAUUUUAUGUGUAACUUAUUAUUAUUGGAUUGUGUAUAAAAUAAUUUAUACUUUAUGAUCAUAUUGACUUUUUAAUGAUAAAUUUGAAUUUAUCAUCGAGAAAUUAAAAAAAUGGCUGAGAAAGAAACGUACCGAGUGGAGUACGCGAAAUCUGGAAACGCCGUUUGCAGACUGUGUCAAUCGAAAAUUAAAAAAAAUGAUUUGAGAUUCGUCAAAAAUAUUGAGCGGCCAUUUACUAACAAAGUUACCUUGAGUUGGUUUCAUCCAGAAUGUUUUUUUGUUGAUACGAAAUUAAACAAUAUCGGAGAGAUUAGUAACUCGGAGAAUAUCAGAUGGAGAGACCAAGAAUAUCUAAAGAAAAAAAUUGAAGAAAACCCUGAAGAAGAAGCGGCGGGUACCAGUAGCAAAAUUAAAUAUUGUCGACCCUGUGCCCCAAAAUAUUUUAGAGUAGAGUAUUCACCAUCGAAUCGGGUGAAAUGGGAUGACAUGCCGGGUUAUUCUGACAAGCUCUGGUCCCACCACAGAGACCUGAUGUUGGAAUGUCUGCCGCCGAUAGAAUAUGCCGCGGAAGAAGAAACCUCUUCAGUUGAUGAGCUCGAGGAAACAAUGAAGCGGCAGAAUGAAGAAUUGUUUGAAGUUAUGGAUGCGCUGCAAGAUGUCUGCAAAAAAGACCUGGUCCGUCUGUUGAGUACGAAUGGCCAACUCGUUCCUAAAUCUCGGCAACAAAUAAUCGAAGCCGUGGCCGACCAAGUGGUUUUUGGAGCUCUGCCGAUCUGUUUCAAAUGCUUGGGGUUCAAUUACGUCUUUGAAUCAGGCGUGGGGUAUCGCUGCAUGGGAGAUCUUACCUCGUGGACCAAGUGCAAGAACGUAUGCGUUUAUCCCGUGAGGACAAAGUUUAUCAUCAGCAAUGACCUGAUGCAGCGGUAUCCAUUCCUUUGUUCCAACGAGUUCCGAACCCAGGAUCGUAUGAUUCGCAUACCGGCUCCAUCGGACCCAGUUACGGAAGAAGCAGAGGCGCUCGACGCAGAAGGCAGCGCUGAAGCGAAUUCUCAAGUCAAGCCGCUAAAAGGAUUAUUAUUUGCGAUUGGUGGAAAAACGUUCAACAAUAAGGACAUUUUGAAAAGAAAUAUAGUAAAACUUGGCGGGAAAAUUGUUACGAAAGUAACCAGGGAGGUGGCUGCGGUGGUAACCUCGGUCUGGACUCUUGCGAAGCCCAAUCAGAUGAUAAGAGACGCCCAGAGGCUGAGAGUUAAUGUCGUCGGCGAAGGUUUUGUUGAUGAAGCGAAACAUUGCACUGACACUCCGUUUCAAUUGAUAGUCGCGAGAAGCAUUUGCCCAUGGGGAAGUGAUCCAAGUGUUAGAUGCGCUGGCUAUUUGGCAAGUCUAAAUGGCAAGGGGAAAGUAACGCUGAAAAUAAAAGGCGGUGGAGCUGUCGAUCCCAAAAGUGGGCUAGACCACGUGGCCCAUGUUUAUCAGCAGCACAAUGAUAAGUUCACGGUGACGCUUGGCCUGACGGACAUUGAGGACAACAAGAAUGAUUACUAUAAAAUGCAGAUACUCGAGCACGACAACGGUAAUAAAUUUUGGUUGUUUACUAGCUGGGGAAGAAUUGGCACGACGAUUGGAGGGUCUAGUCUGAGAUCGAUGUCUCUAGACAGCUGUAUUGAUUUUUUUAAAAAAAAUUAUUUAAAAAAAACGGGAAAUGAUUGGGGUAAUCACUCUGCUUUAUUUGUCAAGUGUCCGGGUAUGUUUUAUUUGAUAAACACUGAGGAUACUGAUGACACUAAAAUUAACAGAAUACAGUCGACUGUGCAAAGCCAAUUGAAACCUCCUGUAAAAGAUCUUGUUGCUUUGAUUUUUAAUGUUGAAUACAUGAAGAUGGUGAUGCUGGAGUACGAACUAGACAUCGACAGAAUGCCUUUGGGUGCAUUGUCUACUAACCAAAUUCAGCAAGCCUAUCAGGUUCUCAGUGACGUGAUGAGCAUAAUCAGAAAUAAUAAUGAUCAGGCGUUACUGGUCGACGCAUCAAACCGAUUUUACACUCUGGUUCCUCACUCAUUUGGAUUAAACAGUCCCCCGAUUCUGGACUCCAUUGAAGCGGUACAGAAAAAAUGUGAGAUGCUAAACUCGUUAAUGGAGAUGGCGAUUUCUUACCGGAUAUUGUAUGACAACGUCAAUAUAAAUCUGCAUCCGAUAGACGAUCGCUACUUCAAGCUCAAUACUUAUAUCGAUGUUCUGGAUCCUAACUCCUUUGAAUACCAAAUAAUUCAACGCUAUGCAAUGAAUACUCACUCCCAUUGUCACGCUUCCUUCGAAUUAAAAAUCGAGAACAUUUUCGUUAUCAGUCGUCGCGGCGAAGACGAGAGAUACAGACAAUUUUCCGGGUUCUACAAUAAAAGACUCCUGUGGCACGGCUCCCGUACCACUAAUUUUGCUGGUAUCCUGGCUCAUGGACUCCGUGUCGCUCCACCGGAAGUCCCAUCUUCGGGCUACAUGUUCGGCAAGGGAAUUUACUUCGCUGACGUAGUCUCGAAGUCUGCUAACUACUGCAGCACCACUUACAGCAACCCAACAGGACUUCUGCUGCUUUGCGAAGUCGCUCUAGGCAACAUGUACGAGAGAGUCCAGGCUGAUUACAUCACCGAACUGCCUUAUGGCUUCCACUCUACCUUCGGAAGAGGUAAAAAUAUUCCGGAUCCCAAGGAUUAUUUUAUUACUCGAGAUAAUGUUCUUGUGCCUUACGGAAAACCCGUAAGAGCAGAUCUUUAUAACGUGUUAGCGCUAGCGCACAAUGAGUACGUUGUAUAUAAUCCUGCUCAAAUUAAAACCAAGUACUUGCUUCGUGUAAAUUUUGUACACAAAUAGUAAUUGGGUAAUUAUAUUUCAGUAAAUGACCCUAAUAAUUAACGUUUUUUAAAUUAUGAACCUGAAUGUUCAUAAAUAAUUGAGUUUUAGUUCCAAUUUUUAUGAUAUUCAAUUGAUUAUUUCCUCUUUUAAUAAUACGUAGUAAAAUGUACAUAAAGCUGGAGUUGUAACGUUAUUGGAUAUUAGAGGGUAGAAAUAUUCAAUUGACAUAACGAUGUGUUAAAAUGAAUACAUAAAAAAGGCAGAAUUUUGAGUAGCGAUUGGUAUGUACCUGAAAUUUUUUAUUUAUUCCGCCAGUUUAGGCAGUUCAUCAUGUUAAGUAUUAUUUAUGAUAAUUAUUUAAUACGAGUUUUUUAAAGAAAGCGAUUGAAAUAUUUAUAAUAAUUUUGAUUUUUGCAAUAA